CGCGAAAUCGAUAAUCAAGAAUCUCCUGGUGUCAGGCGUGACACGUCAGCACGUGGAUAGCCGUCGAUCGACUUGCCACGUGGCAUAUUGGUGGCGCUUGUGCCGCCAUGGCUGGGCUGUGGUCCUUGGGGGAAGCGCAGCUUGCGCGCCGAGCCUUGCUGUCGCGAUGGACUGCGGAGGCGAUCGGCGUCGCGCGUCAUGUGCGGCGGGGGCUCGGCGCGCAAGGCAAAGCGGCGGCAUCAGCAGAUGCCGCCGUCUCGCGACGCGGGCAGAGCGGCGUGCGCCACGUGGCACCUGUUGGGAGGCUACUGCAUCAAGAUCGACGACAGUAUCAACGCCGAGGCAGACGGCCGAUGAUCGGGGAGGGCCCCUGUGCUCAGCAUCACACCGAACAGCGAGAUGACACGUGUUCUCAUCUUGUCACGAUGCCACGUGUCCCCUGCUCUCAUCAUACCGGGCAACUGCGGCGAGAUGCGAACACGUGGCAGCGUGCGGGAGCGGCAAUCCCUCUGAGUCAAACAAGGAGAUUGCACUCGCCUCCGCCUCGCGGUAACUGCCGGCCAUCGCUGCUUCGGCAAAUAUCAGCUACCGUAGCAGAGAAGGAAGCCACUGCACAAGCAGAACUGCCAAAGAACUUCGACUUCAGCAACGAGGAGCGGUUGUACAAAUGGUGGGAGUCAAAUGGGUACUUCAAACCUGCUGAGGACAGUAAGGAACGCCCUUUCACAAUGGCUAUGCCUCCACCUAAUGUCACAGGAGCUCUUCAUAUGGGCCAUGCGAUGUUCGUAACUCUCCAGGAUAUCCUUGCGCGAUUCCAUCGGAUGAACGGCAGCCCAACGCUUUGGCUACCUGGUACUGACCAUGCAGGGAUUGCAACACAGCUGGUGGUUGAGAAGAUGCUUGCAACUCAAGGCAUCAAACGCACAGAUCUUCAGCGAGAAGACUUUGAGAAGAAAGUCUGGGAAUGGAAAGAGAAGUACGGAGGAACGAUAACAAACCAGAUGCGACGACUUGGUGCAUCAUGCGACUGGAGCAGAGAGCGAUUCACUCUUGAUGAAAACUUGAGCCAACUGGACACGAAUGGGGGGCACCAUCUUAUCACAGAUGCGUAUCUCCUUGGCAAGAGCAGGUCGUGGGUGUAAUUCAGCGACCUCUGGUAGCCGAAGGACGCCUCGUAGUUGUGUGGUGCGAGCAACCUGAUGCAUGUGCAUAACCUUAAUAAAGUUUAAAAAUUGAG
This is a messenger RNA of Chara braunii, 1237 nucleotides long. Lineage: Eukaryota; Viridiplantae; Streptophyta; Charophyceae; Charales; Characeae. The record is from the annotation of a GenBank genome assembly.